AUGAUAAAUCACCAAGAUUAAGCUUCUUUUGAUGAUAGUCGAUUAUAAUAGGAGAUGAAGUAAACAGCUUAAUUUUUUAAUCCAUAAUUAAACUCAUUAGGAUAAUCCAUUAAAUUUUAAUAAAAACAAAUAUAAAGAGUGCCCUUCAAAUCACCAAAAGAAUAAGCAUUCAAGCUUAGUUCAGAUGGUAAAAAGAAUAUAUAACCUUAAAUAAAUGUUGAAAAGAGACCAUCUCAAACUUUGAAAAAAGUCACCCUAGCUAAAUCUACUAAAUAGUUUGCAUAAAAUAAUCAUAUCACUCCUGUCAUGCAUAAAUUUGGGUAUGAAAUUAUCUCUAAUAAGCUCACCUCCUAAAUUAAUUAAAGUUCCUUCAGUUAAACCAUUCUCACCACCUUAACCUAAAACAAACAAUGAAUAAAUUAAUAUACUUCAGAAUAAUUCUGUUGCACCUGGCUUUCAAAGAAAUCCAAAUAUCAAAUUUGGUUAGCCUCUCAAAAUUUCAGAUAAUGAAUUCAAUAUAAGUAUGGCUGAUUUAUAACCUGUUCGUAAACACAUACCUACCAAAUAAACUGAAGAUUUCAUUUAACCUGAAUAUCCAUCUUAUCAAAAAUCAUUAUUAGAUAGUAGACAAUCUCAAUAUAAUAGUGAAUAAAUGUAAAAAUCUAAUUCAACUGCAUUUUUACCUAAAAUAAAUUAAACAAAGAAAAUUUAUAACAAUCAAUUAAUUGGAUAUGGUUCAAUUGGAUAAUAAUCACAAUAAGAAACAGCUCUAAGAACAAAUUCCUCGAAAUAGACUAUCACUCCUGUCAAUGAAUUUAUUAGUUUCAAUCUACCAAAUGAUGAUGUUGCAAGAAAAUCAAGAACUGCAUAAGAACAUUUAAGAGAUUCACUAGAAUCUCAAAAUCAAAUGAAAUAAACAUAUAAAAUAAUUAAUAUGGAUAAGCCAGAUUAAUUUAAUCAAUUACCAUAAAUUUAAUCACCUUAAGCAAGUACUAAAUAAUAAUUUGCAUUUUAAUCAACUGGAGGUUCAUAGAAACCAAAGAAUUUUCUGUAAAGAACUCCAUAAACUAAGAUAAUUAGUCGAUUAUUUUCAUCAAAAUCUGACAAUAAUUAAAUAAUUUGA
Molecule: messenger RNA, 1123 nt
Organism: Paramecium pentaurelia
Lineage: Eukaryota; Ciliophora; Oligohymenophorea; Peniculida; Parameciidae
Source: the annotation of a GenBank genome assembly